UUAUUAGUAUCGCGUAUUUUUUUAUUUUCUUUUUAGAUGAACUAAUAGCACUAUGUAUCGCAAAAUAUAAAUUGCUUUUUGUGCUUGCAAUAUUGGACAAAAACAAUUUGAAAUUCAAAUAGUAAAAGUGAGGUUUGGUAAUUGGGAGGUUAGGCGCAGCUUGUGAAUGCAGCGCUGCGUAGUAAGAACGGGCGGUGCUGGUCGCUGCAGAGCUAGUGCAGUAACUACGGCCAGGUACACUUGCCCUGUGAACACACAGCCAAAGCGGCCUUUACGAGUGCUGGAGCAAAAAUAGCACAAUUUUAACUAAAUCCGCAGCCAUGGCGGCGGAGACCGACAAGGUAGAGCCUGCGGAUAGCGAACAAGAAGAUGAAGUGGAGGAUGUGUACGAAGUGGAGAGGAUCAUCGACAUGCGGGUGGAAGAGGGUGAAGUGCUCUACAGAGUCCGUUGGAAGAACUACUGCUCGGACGAUGACACUUGGGAGCCUGAGGCCCACUUGGAGGACUGCCGCGAGGUCCUCUUAGCUUUCAAGAAGUCCAUGGCUGAGAUCAAGGCCAAGAAAGAGGCAGAAGCGAAGAAGAGCGUGAAACUACCGCCUACAAAGAGCGACUCUGAGAGUGAAAGUGACAAAGACCGUCCAACAGAGGCGCCCGCCAAGAAGAAGAAAAAGACAAAGAUCAAGGAGGAAGAAGAGGAACUACCUCUAAAGGAGAAAAAGAAGAAGAAGAAGAAAAAAGAAAAACGAAAGGAGGAGUCCAGGCCUAUACCGGCACCGGAGACGGAUGAAGGAGAAGAAGAAGAGGAAGACGAAGAAGAGGCAGAAGAAGAGAGAGCCCCGACUCCAGCCAGUCCUCCAAAGGAGAAAAGAACUGAUUUGAAAAAGCGUCUGGUUGAGUCUGAAGAUGAGGAAGAAGAGCCUGUUCCCUAUAAAAAACACAAAAAGGAAAAGGGAAAAGAGGGAGGAAAGCAUAAGAAAGAGAAGGUGGAGGAGGGGAAGAAGAAGAAAGUGAAGAAGGAAAGGAAGGUUGAAACCUCUGAAGACGAGGCCGCUGCUCCUCUGGAAGACAACCUGAGCGACGGCCCGUCAGAGUCCCAAGUGGACGAUAAUGCAUCAACGGAUGCUGCUGCAAAGUCAGCCGACAAAGCCCGUGUGGAUGACAAGUCCAAACUCAUUAAGGGGACGGUGGAGGUAAAGCUGCAGGGCAUUAAGGACCUCAUCCAGGACAAAAAGAGCAAGAAGCCAGACGCAACUCAGAAAGAAAGCAGCCUCCAAAAACUAAAGAGCCUCACCUCUAAAGUCAAGGAGGACACUGCCCCACACUCAGACUCCAGCGAUAGCUCCACCUUACAUAAGAAAGCCAAGAGCAAAGGGCAGGAGAGCACGGCGAAAGUCCCGUCUUCCUCCACGUCCUCCUCGUCCUCCUCGUCCUCUGUCACAGCAGCGAGCAGCACCAAGAUCAAGGAGGAGGAGGCGGCUAAAGAGGAGGUACUGGGACAGAAGGACGCCUCAGGCUCCACUAACCUGUUUGAGAAGUUCCUGUUAAACUGCGAGGCCAAGGACCGAGCCCCCCGCAGGCAGCCCGGGCAUCAGUCCGUCGUAGAGAAGAUCAUCAUCAAACCCACAAAGCCAAUAGGAAAGAUAGAGAAGACCUCGAAGACGACCAAAGAGUCUCCAGCUCAGAAAACAGAGUCUGAGAAGACGGAGAAGACCAAGCAAUCCGAUGUCUCCAGACCCGGCCAGAGUUAUGGCUUCAGCCUGGACAGUGAUGAGAAGGAAGCAGAGGAGACUCUAGCAAAGCAGAAGCCUGCUGAGGAGACCCGGGAGAGGAAGGAGAGGUCAGAGGAGGUGCAGCGGCCCGGCUGGGAGAGGAAACCCCCCACAGAGGACAGGAGGAAGAGGAGAGAGGACAGUGAGCCCAGACUCUUCAUGGCAUGUGAUGACAAUCAGGACACCCAGGAGACACCAGGGGGCGCUGAUAAAUGUGACAAGGGCCAAGCCACCUUGAGUCUAGGAAUGGACCUCAACUUGGACUGGAUGACACUGGACGACUUCCAGAAACAUCUGAACGGGGAUGAUGAAAUCCUGUCUGGUCCGCCGUUAUCUCCCAGUGAGUUGCGGGAUGCUGUGAAAAGUGGAGAUUACAUGGCUGUAAAAUUGGCUCUUAAUUCCAAAGAGGAGUACAAUCUGGACCAGGAGGCUUGUACUAUUGGUGAGACGAGGUCAUUUGAAGGAGAGAGGAGCUUGAUUGAAGAGAGAAGUUCGAUUGAUGCUCUUAGGUUGACUUCUGACCUUGGCAGUGCCAGAAAUGACGAGGGUACUCAAAGAGUAAAAGAGAAUAUCCCACAAGAUAUGGAUGGCCCAAAAGAUGGCGAAAAUAUGCCAAGCUUCCCUGCCAGUAUAAACAAGCAAGUGACAGUGAGGGAACAUGAACAGGUCCAAAAAGGUGGAAACAAUAUAACUGAAUCAGAAAACAAUGCUUGUAAUUCACGUGCCAAGCAGGAAAGUCAAGGAGAGGAAGACCAGAAGCAAGCACAGGAAGACGAGCUGUCAAACGACACAAAUGGUGGUUUAUCAUGUAUGAGUUUGAACUUUGAUCAUUCGGAUCCAACCAGAAAUGCAGAGAGGAUGCUGCCAAGGGACAGUGACGAUACAAAACAAAAGGGCAUAGCUAAUCAGCAAAGGUUCCCUGGAGAAGCAAAUGACUCCAGUGAUGAGGAUGUGGUGCCAGGUCAGUCAGAUGGUACAGAUACAUUUCAGUCAGAGUCGGGCACAAAGGAGAUUCCUAAAAGGCGAUCAUGGCGCCGCAGGAGGAUUGUGGAGAGGAAACAACCAGCACGAUCCAGUAAAAAAUUGCUUCAAACAACACCUGGCAAAGCGGAUGAUGAGAGAAGAGAGUCAAGUAAAAAGCACUUCUGUUUAUAUUGCAAAAUGGCUUAUGCCCAACUUGCAAAGCACUUGGAAAGAAGGCAUGCAGAGGAAACGGAUGUUGCCCAUGCAAUACACUUUCCCAAAGGUUCCAGAGUUAGACAGUCUUUGCUUGACCAAAUUCGCAAUAAAGGAGAUUAUGAACAUAAUUGCCAAGUUCUCAAAAGUGGCCUGGGGAACAUUGUGACCAAGAAACAGGUUAAAAAUCCCAGUGUAUCGGUUCGUGACUUCCUGCCUUGCCAGCACUGCUUUGCUUUUUAUCGCAAAACUGAUUUAUGGAGACAUGAGCGGUCGUGUAAGGCCAGAAAGGUAGAUCAGAAAUCCUGUGAAAAGACAAAUAAAAACAGAGUCCACAGUGCUGCCUCCCGGCUGCUUCCAAUGUCUGAGUUCUUAACGGGAGGCUGCGAGGAAAUUAUCCACAUCAUGCAUCAAGAUGACAUCUCAAGACAUGUUAGAAAUGACCCUCUUAUUUGUAAAUAUGGUAAUGCAUUGUCUGCCAAGUAUGACCAUGACAAGUCUCAGUUUGCUUAUAUUGCACAAAAGAUGAGGGAACUGGGUAGAUUUGUGGUCGCUGUAAAUGAGCUUGACAUGAGUGUCAAGUACUUGCAUGAAAUAUGUCUGCCAUCCAAAUUUAAUUUAGCCAUUGAAGGGGCCAAAAAACUUAGUGGUUUUGACCCCAGUUCCAGUAAGUUUAAAACCAUUUCCCUUGUCUCAAAAAUCCGCUACUCUUUGAAACGUGCUGCAGAAAUAGCUUUCGGGGAAAGUCGCAUGACUGAGGACGGUGAAACAGAAAGUGACGUGAAAAAGUUCAUACAACUUCUUGAUACAAAAUGGAGUGAGUGUUUUUCUCGCAAAACUCUUGCAUUAUCUCUAAAGCAAGAAGUAAAGAAAGUGGAAGUAGACAAAUCAACGGUGACAGAAGAUUUGAUAAAACUCCACAGGUUUAUCACAGGGGAAGAGGAAGAAGCCAGGAAGGAGCUGAAAGAAAGUCCUAAUUUGUCAACAUGGAAAAAGCUCAGCGAGGCCACCCUGGCAGAUGUGUGUCUGUUUAACAGAGGAAGGGUAGGAAAUAUUGGUAGACUGCUCUUGCAAACUUACACUUGCAAGAAGAGUAGGGGAACAUUUGUGCCCUCUGCAGAUCAAAUAAGGAAAAGCACUAAAUUGGAGCUGGACCUUGGUAGCAGUUUCACCAGGUUAGAACUAGAGGGUCAGUAUGGGAGGAACAUGCUGGUUCUGCUAACGGAAAGAAUGGUUUUGUCAAUCGACUUACUCAUUGAAAAUCGAGAUCAAGCGGGUGUGUCAAAAACAAACCCAUACCUGUUUGCGCGGACUGAAGGUCCGUCCUUCAUCAGAGGAUUGGAUUGUUUCCGAAGGUCUGCAAUGGAAUGUGGAGUUAAAAACCCAGAAGCACUUCUGUCCUCAUCAUUAAGAGAGCAAAUUGCCAUUUGCUGGCAGCUAAUGAGCCUCAGUGAACAUGAAGUUGAUCAAGUGUCCAAGCUGUUGGGAAGGAGCAGCCAGGAGUGUUACAGGCUCUCAAAUAAUGCAUCACAGCUGGAGGAAGUGUGCAAACAACUUCUCAAGAUGGAUCAAACGCUGCCAUCAAGUCCACCCAGCACUGCAAGAGAUGGAACUGUACAGAAGCCCACUUUAAAGAGAAGACCUUGGAGUGAGAGGGAGCAGGCUGCAGUGAAGCGUUACUUGAGUGAAUUUAUCACAGAGUUGAAGGUUCCAGGCAAAAAGGAGUGCAAUGCUUGCAUAACUGCUGAACCAGAUCUUUGUGGAAGGUCUUGGACCGACGUCAAAAACUACGUACACAACACACUACAGACAAUACGAAGGAGAAGUAACCAGCAUAAGUCUGAAGGGGAUAUAAAUGAGAGUCCAAGGAGUCCAAUGGCUGGAGUCCUAAACACAGAGAAAGAUUUGGAAGACUCGAACGUUGUCUGUAGUUUGACAACAGUGCAUCCUGAUCACCUUAGAGAAAGUACAGUUUGUUGUAUGACAAUGGCUCCAACCAACUACCCGCAAGAGAUGACUUCAACGUAUGCAACCUUGUGUUCUACUAGUGCAAACAUGAUCCAUUCGGGUCAACCGUUGAUUUCUACUUUUACACCAUUAAAUGCUACUGAUACACAAGUGGUUCCUACAUUUACUCCACACAACACUACAAAUGCACUAAUGCCUCCUGCAUACACAUCAGAGAACAACAUGAUUAUGCCAUUGUCUCCUUCUUACACACAGAAUGCCCCAAGUAUGUCACCAUCGUCUGUGUAUUCACCACAGGAUACUACGGGUUCACCAAUGAUUCCUCAUUUUAGCACCUUUACUGCUCCAAGCACCUCAAUGGUUCCUACGUUCACGCCAUUAAAUACAAUUGCACCAAUGGCCGCUGUAUUCUCACCACUAAACGAGAGAAGUAGACCUAUCGUUUCUUCAUUCACACCUCUGAAUCAUAUAAGUACACCGUCUUACCCCACAGGGCCGCCACCUAGGGCCCCUACAACUGCACAGGUUGUCCCGACAAUCCAUAGACCGGGUGACAGAACACCGGUCGGACAGGAAAGUAUGUCCGCUGCAGGAAGAAAAGUCUCUCCAGUUGACAAGCCUCAAAAGAGAAACAAGAGGUUGUGGAGUAAGGAGGAACAGGCUGCGGUUAGCCGUCAGCUCGGAGACUUCUGUAAACUAGUGAAAGUGCCAGGCAAAAAGGAUUGUGAUGCAUGUUUAGCUGCCGAACCCGCCUUGAACAGCAGAACAUGGAGGGAUGUCAAGUAUUUUGUUCAUAACUCAAUUCAAUCAUUUAAAAGAAGAGGGCAUGUUUUGGCCUCCAAACCAAGUGAAGGACAGGAACCGGAGACUCAUAAUAAUCCAAAUACAGACUGGGAUGGUCCCGUUUAUCUGUCCCUGUAAAUAUUUGUAAUGGACUUUCAGAAAAAACCCAACAAUUGGAUCAAUAAGAUUUUAGAGGUGUGCAAGGGAUGUAACCUCAAGUGUUCAGCUGAUGUGAAUUGUUGUAAAAUGUUCAAUGUCAGUGAACCUUGGUCUCAGUGGCUAGACAGAUCUUGACAACGAUUACAGACUGCCCUUCAUUUUAGUCGCACUUUUUAAAAGGUUCAAGUAUUCAGAAUCAAGUCCACCGGACCAAGCAUUAGUGUACUGUUGCAUGAAUAUACACUAAAUGGUUGGAACUAAGGAUGUUUGUACUGUAGCUUUGGUUCAGAAAAAGGCUGAUAGUAAUGUUUUAAAUAUAGACGUAUGUGACACAGUCUAAUAUGUAACUCUGUCAAUUAGUCAGAUCAUCACAGCUUAUCUCUAGAAAGUGUUCUAAUUUAGACGUGUGAUCAUUUAGUAAAUGUAAACCUCAUUUUUCCAGGAUUUGCAACCUAUAACUAGUCAUUGGCUGUGGCAUGUAGCCACUGUGGCACCCAACACGCUUUCACAAUUUCAAACACAAUAUUUGUGAAAAUUGUGAAAGCAAUGACUGAAUAUUUUUGGGAGUCCCCAGCCACCAUGACCAGGGCAUUUCCCCCCCCCCCUGCACUGAGCAAAGGUAGCCUCAGUGACUGUACAUUUCCAGAGCGAUUUUUACUCUUCUUUACUUUGAACCCUACAUCUAUCUUUCUGCCUGUACUAUUUUCAGUAGCAUUUUUAUGAAUUUUGUUGAUCAAAAAAGAAAUAGAAAACGUACCAGCAAAUCUUUGCAUCCAGUCCCUCCAACAUGAUAGAUGUGCGUAGAUUUGCUUUACAUGAUUCCCAAAUGCCCGGCCCAAGUGUACUGUAUUCUUUCUUUAGCCAGUAGCCUAUAUUGUAGAUGGCCCCUGAUGCGCUGCAGCAGUAAUGGCAUACUUUCCUUGCUGAUGUUAGAGAAUUAGGAGCGUCGUGUGUAUACCUCACUUAAAUAUGAAUCUAUUUUGCUCUUUGAGAAUCCUGUUGAUGAAUGUUAAUUAUCUUCAUUUAUGUUUGUUUGUUUUCAUGUGUAUUAUUAAGCUACCGAAAGGUUUAGUUGUUGUGUUCUUGUCUCACUAUACAGCAACGGUGUGGAACAUUUUAGUACUUUAUGGUAUUUGAUAUACUCUAUUUGAGGUAAAUACACUACAUUGGUCUCAUUUGUACUUGGUUUCAAGCUUUUAUCUGGAUAUUUGUGACAUUAAUAUCCAGUUGCCAAGAUCAGAUUGCCUUAUUAUGCCUUGUUGAUUAUUUGCUCUGUUACACUUUCAUAUUGAUCACGUCUGACACACAGCAUAGUAAGUGCAGUUCUUGUUUUUAAGAUGUGAAGCCUUUAUUACAAAAGUUAAUAAAUGUUUAAUUUAUAUUUUUUAAAUGGAAUCGGUAUAGUUUGGUUAAAUCUUGAGUGUACCAGACAGUGCAUGAAAAAGGUCAAUUUCAUUCCCAGUGGAUAACGUAUAAGAUUAAUAACUAAAUUCAUAUUGUCUCUAGAAUUAUCACCUUUGAGGUCUGAGGUGUUUUUUAGUUACCAAAAAAGAAUGCAGAUUUAAUUUUAAGCUGAACUUUGGUUUGUUUCUGUCGCAUAUAAAUCAUAUUGAACAGGAUAUUGCAGAUGUUGUCCUGCCUAAACAGGCUCGUCAAAUUCAGUUUUACAUCCUCACUGCAGUGUUUGUCACACUGGAUACUCAGCCAUGUGUGGAGCUGCUGUUGGGUCAGGUCAGUCGGCUCUGUAGAUGUCUUCAUUGGGACACGUGAGAAGAACAUGCCGUUCUGAGUAGUUUCUAGUUUUCUUUGUGAUCCAGAAGCUGAAGUUAUGGUUACGAGUUCACGACUGCUGUUUGUCACGGACUAAAGAUGUUGAGUUCUCCUCAGCGUCGGCUGUAGUACAUCUGAUCAGAGUAACCAGUGUUCACCCUCUCCUUAGUGUCAGAGAUGCAUACAACUCUGACUGUGAGGCUGCAAAUGCGGGUCAGAUAACCACGUCAGGUAAACUCAUUCAAACCAAUGGCAAACAGGUUCUUUUGUGUAGUUAUGAAAGUGCUAUACCUGUGUUGCAGUACAGGCUUGUGUUAAAGACAUGUUUCAGGUCUCCAGGUGCUUUAUGAUCGUUCGGACACAACCAUUGCUGUUUGGUGUUGCAAAGCAACAUUUCUUUGUCCCUGUACAGUAGAUCUUUCAUUGCUAUUGUAUAAGCACACGGUGCGUGUUACUCUUCAUCCUGUUGUAAUUCUGUUGCCUUCAGUUAAUGCUUAAGAUCAAGUAUUGUAAGCAACUUAUAACUUUGGCUUGUACAAUAAAAUGCUUCUUGACUUAAAAAUGA
Cottoperca gobio is the source of this 8190-nucleotide messenger RNA. RefSeq names its product M-phase phosphoprotein 8 (gene mphosph8). The record is from RefSeq and is a predicted model, not a curated record. Lineage: Eukaryota; Metazoa; Chordata; Actinopteri; Perciformes; Bovichtidae. Gene Ontology annotation, molecular function: protein binding. Bases 321 to 5834 code for a protein of 1837 amino acids. The transcript has 9 exons.